Schistosoma rodhaini is the source of this 2712-nucleotide messenger RNA. The record is from the annotation of a GenBank genome assembly. NCBI's taxonomy places the organism in Eukaryota, Metazoa, Platyhelminthes, Trematoda, Strigeidida, Schistosomatidae.
ACUGUAAAAAUUUCCGCUCCAAAAUAAAGUCACCUUAUUUAGCGCCAGGUUUGGACUGGAAAUAGUUAGUGGGAAGUAAAUGUCGUCUAAGUAUCCUUCUGGGAAAAAAGGUAGCCGCGUAGGCUUAUGGUUUAAACGCGUUCUACCUGAUUCUCACCCACAAGUAAAAAAACGUAAUGAGCUUACCUCAUUUUCCGAAAAUGAAAGUGAAUGUCCAGUUUGUUUGAUGCCUAUAGAAGAUCCACUGCGACUUACUUCAUGUGGUCACUUCGCUUGCUCAGUUUGUUGGAGGAAUUUCAUCUCGAGUCAAAUAGAAAACUUCGCACUGGCUCAUCUCACAUGUAUAGCGUGCUCAGAACUAUUACAGCCAUCAACUGUGAUCCAUCUUUUGUCUGCUGUUUCGACUCGUCAUGAGUCUUCACAAAGUCCCGUAAAAGAUAAUCAGUAUGAUCGCAGUUUAUCUCGAUAUGAGGAAUUCUUACUUCAACAAGCAAUGUCCCGUGAACCAGAAGCGAGAUGGUGCCCAAGAGGUUGUGGUUAUGGAUUGAUAGCACACUCCUUCAACGCCUGUCCACAAAUCGUCUGUCUUCAUCCAAUGUGCGAAGGACGUUCGUUUUGUUUUAAAUGUAGAAGACCUUGGUCCACUGAUACGACAAAUGAAAGUUCGUCAGACCAAAAUAAUGUUAUGCAUAUUUGUCCGGCUGAACAAGAUAAGCGUAGUAAUGCAUUAAAUGGAUUGCGCUCUUUCUUUGGUAUUCGGCGUUUUAGCAGGCAAAUAUCUGGUCAAAAUUCGAUGACAAAUGGCCCCCAACCAAAAGUUUCUGAUAAUAUCCUACCAAUACAUUUAAAUACCCCAACUUCUACGAAGGAAAAACGUUCCCGUGUACCGAGAUCUUAUCCCAGUUCUACCAACUACUCCAAUGAUACUCGAUUAUCUAUGGAAGAACUAUUUGCAGAUGUAGAUCUUGAGAGUGCUAAUACUACUGCUCCUGUUUCAAAAAAAAAACAUCCGGUCGCUGAAUCUGAUCUGGGUAAUUCUUCUGAAUCAUCUCCCAAAGUAAACAGACGUUCUUCCUUAGAUUCUAAUGGUCAAAACACCUUAGUGAAACCAUGUCCUAAUUGUAAAACUCUCAUACAAAAGCUUAAUGAUGGAAGUUGCAAUUCUAUGGUGUGCUCAAUUUGUAAUUAUGAAUUUUGUUGGUUAUGUUUACGGGAAACUACAGCAACGCAUUAUUUGAAUUUUUCCGGUUGUACAGUGUUGGGUCGCAGCCGAUGGUCAAAACUUCGUCGUGUUGUUGCUGUUUGUGGUAUAAUGUUAGGCACACCAAUCCUCCUUCCACUCACAAUUGUCAUAGCACUUCCUGCUUUAUCAAUCGGCUUCACUGUAUCCAUAACCAAACCUGUAAGUUACGAUGUCUAUUUAGUUGAAUUCAGCUAACUCACAUGGAUUUCAGAUAUAAAACAGACUACGACAUUAAAACUUUUCAUAACAAAACCUAUCUUUUGUCUGAUCCGCAUGAGUGUAAAGAUGUUAAAGGUGGCCAGUUUAAAUGGAACAUGUAAAGGCAAGGACCGCAUUCCUACGGUUGAAGAACAUGUGGAACUUAAAGCAACUGUAUGCAAGCGAAUAUCAAAGCCAGAAUCUUCGAUAUGAACGUCACGACAGUUCUACUGUAUGGAGUUGAAACUUAUAGAAAUAUCACAACCAUCAUCAAAAUAGUACAAGUAUUUAUAAACAAUUGUCUACGCAAGAUACUCAACGUCCGUUGGCCGGAUACCAUCAUCAACAGUCUGCUGUAGGAGAGAACAAAUCAACUUCCAGCUGAAAAGGAAAUUAGGAAAAGACGUUGGAGGUGGAUAUGACAUACAUUGAGGAAAUCAUCAAACUGCAUUACGAGGCAAGCCCUAACUUGGGAUCCUGAAGGGAAACGGAAAAGAGGAAGGCCAAAGAACACACUGCGUCGGGAAUCGGAAGGAGACAUGAAAAUUAUGAAUAGUAACUGGAAACAGCUGUGAAGGAUUGUCGAGGACAGAGUUCUAUGGAGAAUGCUGGUGAGCGGCCUAUGAUCCUCCACCAGGGGUAAUAGGCGUAAGUUAAUCGGAUGUUUCUUUCGAAAUCCAAACACUUGAGACGGUUUAUUUUAUUCUGGGUUGUAAUCGCGGGUCUCAUUGUGUUCCCAGUAUUAACUGCCGUAACUUUUGGCCUUUUAAUUCCCGUUGUUCUGGGUUAUGUGUAUUUGUACCUUCCAAUUAGUUUGUUUCGAUCAUUGAUAAGAGAUGAAAGCGAGAUUCUUUCAAAACCGACCGAACUAGAGAAACUACAAUCAAUAAGCCUUAAUUUUGAAAACGAGUUUAAAGAAAAGAGUGAAGAUAUCAGAAUAAACGAUGGAAGUUUUAGUGAACCUAAAAUCGUCGUGGUAGACGAAACAGUACCGAUGGAAAGUGAUCAGACGUUAUGAGUGUUUUGUGAGGACAGCUUAUCUCUCUUAGUCUUUCAUUUCUUACCUUUUAUUCAAGCAGAAUGACUUUCUUGUGUCUAUUUAAGUAAAAAUACAAAAUAAUGCAACUUUUUAUAAGUGAAAGCAAAGGCUGUGAUUUGUUAAUUCCAAAUGAGUUCCUUCUUAUUUUAUCUGAUUGUUAUGUUCAAAUCUGCUGUUUGUAUGCUCCAAUAAUUUAUUUUUUGGUAAAAAGAAUAUAUAUGCUGUUUUGAGU